AUGCGUUUUAGCCAAAUAUUAUGCGCGUACUGCCACGAAGAAUACGAUACUCUAGAUAACUUGCGUAAACACAUGAAAGCGGAUCAUAUUAACACCGAUUUAAAGAACGUCUUCUAUAGAGCGAAGGAUAAUUUAGUCAAAAUUGAUAUCAGUAACUUAAAAUGUAAUCUAUGUGACCAAGUCGAACAAGAUGUUGAUGCGCUGAUGAGUCAUUUAUCUAGGGGGCACAAAAAACCUGUCCGAUUCAACGCGCCGUUUGGCGUCGUGCCGUAUAAAUAUAACGACGCCGGCGCAUGGUUGUGUGUGUAUUGUCAAAAAGUUUGCAAAGAAUUUUCGCAUUUCAAUCGUCACAUCCUCUCGCACUUUAUGAAUUUUAGCUGCGACAAAUGCGGUACCACUUUUGUUUCCGAUCACGCUCUGAAAGACCACCGGAGGCAGGUCAAAUGUUUCAGGACUGCGUACAAAGCGCGCAACGGGCGAGUGCUCAAACCGCGCACCAACGCAGAAAUUAUUCUGCAGUGCUCCACAGCCUGCCCAUUCAGGACGUGGAAGAGCAAUUUCAACUGUGUCUUCUGUAGGAUCCAAACUAAUAACCCCAGUAACCUAAGAGUUCACGUGGCAACACAACACGAGAAUUACGACGUCCAAACGGCGUUUUACAAAAAGCUCGGUAAGGAGUUCCUCAAGAUUGACAUCACGGAUCUUCAGUGUAAACUAUGCUUUAUGCCGAUAGAGAAUUUCGACACUUUAACGUUUCACUUGAAAAACGACCACCAACAGCCGAUUAACACUGACGCUCAGAUAGGUGUACUACCGUUCAAACUCAACGACGGAUCCGUGUGGAAGUGCACAAUGUGCCCUAACGAAUUUAAGGACUUCGUCUCUCUCAAGAAACACACGUCGCAGCACUUCCAGAACUACGUCUGCGACACGUGUGGCGAGGGUUUUAUAACGGAAUCCGCUAUGAUAGCGCACACGAAAGUCCCGCACGAGAAUAAAUAUAACUGCAGUCGGUGUAUAGCGACAUUUUCUUCGUUACACGAGAGGAAUGUUCACGUUAAAACUCAACAUACAUCAACGCCAUACAUGUGCGUCUAUUGCAAGGAUAAACCGCGUUUCGCCAACUGGGAACUGCGCAAGAAACAUUUGAUGGAAGUUCACAACUUUAAAACCGGUGCGGAUAAGUACGAGUGCGCUGCGUGCCAGAAGACGUUUAAAACUCGAUCUGGGAAGUAUAAUCAUAUGGCGAGGACGCAUAGGAUGAAGAAGGAUUCCGAAUUGAAUUAUCCGUGCCACAGCUGUCCCAAGGCCUUCACGACACAGUUGUUUCUCGACAAACACGUGGCUAAGAAACACUUUGAUAUGUAG
This is a messenger RNA of Leptosia nina, 1368 nucleotides long. NCBI's taxonomy places the organism in Eukaryota, Metazoa, Arthropoda, Insecta, Lepidoptera, Pieridae. The record is from the annotation of a GenBank genome assembly.